Charadrius vociferus (killdeer) is the source of this 1521-nucleotide messenger RNA. RefSeq names its product carboxypeptidase N subunit 2-like. The transcript is spliced from 4 exons. Bases 1 to 1521 code for a protein of 506 amino acids. Lineage: Eukaryota; Metazoa; Chordata; Aves; Charadriiformes; Charadriidae. Gene Ontology annotation, molecular function: protein binding. The record is from RefSeq and is a predicted model, not a curated record.
AUGGAUGUUUGCAGAUUAGAUGUCAGUGGUCUAAGUACCAGUUGCCCAAGAAGAUGCAGCUGUGACCCUGCCCAGUCAGUGCAAUGCUACAGAGCUACAGAGAUCCCCAGAGAGAUUCCUUUUACCACCAGAAGACUCUACAUCAGUCACAGCAAAAUUAAACAACUACAGAUUACUGACUUCAGGAGAAUGUCAGCCCUUGAAGAGCUGGUCCUGUCAUGCAGUGGCACAGAAUCAAUAGAAAACAACACUUUCAAAGCUCUGAGCACCUUGAAGUCCCUGGAACUAUACAAAAAUCAGCUAAAGCAAAUACCCACUUUCCUCCCGUCUGGCCUUGAAAUCUUAAAACUUGCUGAUAACUCCAUCAACACUCUGCAAACAUCUGAUUUUGAAGGUUUGAUGAAACUAAGGGUGCUCGAUAUUCGGAACAACUUGAUUGCGACUCUGCCUCCAAGUGCAUUUUCUUCCCUCUUCAAUUUACAAAGAUUGAUUCUGGAUGGCAACAACAUGGAAUCUGUGUCUGCACCACUUAAGCUUCCUAGGCUGAAAUAUCUGAGCAUGGCUGAUAAUAAACUGAACUCGUUCCCAACCAACUUCUUUGCAUCUUUCCAAAAUCUACAGUUUCUCAGUUUAAGUGGCAACUUUCUGACAAAAGUGCCUCUUGACCUACCUAAAUCCCUGCUGUCACUAAAAUUAGAGAAAAACCAACUUAAAACAAUAAGACUUCGAGACAUGAAACACCUAGAAAACCUGUCUGAGUUCUUCCUGUCAGAAAAUCAGCUGUCAUCAAUAGAUGGUGCCCAGCUUCUUCCUAACUUAACAACGCUGGAACUCUCCAAGAACCAGCUCCAUGCUAUGCCACCCAGGCUGCCCAGCAGACUGCAGAAACUCGACUGCAGCAAUAACCUGAUUCAAAGGGUGACGGCGCAGGACUUCCAAGGACUACAAGACCUCAAGCACUUGUUUCUUGACAACAACGCUGUUAGCAUGUUUGAGGCAGGAGCUCUUCAGCAGUGUGCACAGCUUUCGAAUCUGGCGCUGGAACAGAAUCUCCUAAUUUCUAUUCCACUGAGACUUCCAGACACCCUUGCCAGAUUGGAUCUAAAGGGAAAUGACAUAGAGGACAUUGGAGAACAAGAGCUGAAGGACUUGAAACAGCUUCAGGUUUUAAAUUUACGGAAUAACAAGAUAUCUGCCUUGGAUCGCAAAGUCUUAGAGUAUUUACCUCGUCUUCGUCAUCUGUAUUUAGAUGGCAACCCUUGGAACUGCACCUGUGACCUUCUCAGAACGAGAAGAGCAUUGGUGGCCAAAAGAACGGAUGUCAGGGGAGGACAGUGUGCAGCGCCGGCAGAAAGCCGAGGAGAAAGUUGGAUGUCUUCCAAAAAGAUUCUGCAGCAGUGUGAAGAUAAUGUGUCUUCCAUGGAAAGUGGCAAAGAGGACAGAAUGAACAUGAAACCCAAUGAAGCCUCCAGUGUUGGAGUAAACGCAGAUGAUGAUUACUAUGAUUACGAAUUAGAUUAA